Molecule: messenger RNA, 1452 nt
Organism: Paramormyrops kingsleyae
Lineage: Eukaryota; Metazoa; Chordata; Actinopteri; Osteoglossiformes; Mormyridae
Product: 26S proteasome non-ATPase regulatory subunit 13-like
Biological process (GO): ubiquitin-dependent protein catabolic process
Cellular component (GO): nucleus; proteasome regulatory particle, lid subcomplex; cytosol
Molecular function (GO): structural molecule activity
Source: RefSeq, a predicted model, not a curated record
AUAACCCCCUCUCGCAACCGUCCCUCAUCCGCCUCGGUGUAGUAGUGUUAGCUUAGGCCAAACUGGAGCAAAUAUCUACUCAGAUCUCUUUCCCAUAAUAUCUACGGUUUAGGAUAUUAUAUUAUUUAAAGCCAAUGAGAAUGAAUUUAGUGUGUGACUCAACCAGUCUAGGCUAGCAGAAUUGCUAAUUUCAGUUGCUUUUUAAGUCAUGCUGCGGAAAGACGCUAUUGUCUACCUGCAGGAACAGCAGGGACGAUACGAUGACAAAGAAAGGGAGAAACUGAUAAAAAUGGAGGCUCUUUACCAAAAGAGGCUCUGGCAUCAGCUCACGGUGGAGCUGCUGGACUUCGUUCAGAGGCCGGCACUUGCCUCUGAUGGCCGGAUUCUGAAGUUGUAUGAGAACUUCAUCUGCGACUUCGAGCAUAGAAUGAAUCCAUUGUCCCUUGUGGAAAUGAUCCUUCUAGCUGCACAGCAAGUGCGUGAUGCUGGAAAUGCCUUGAAGCUGCUUGAGAAAACCAGAGAGAAGGUGAAAGGAAACAGUGAGGCAGUGAUUCUCUGCCUUACUGCUAUGUCCGCUGUCAAGUUAAAAAGCGGGGACCUCCCAGCAGGAAAGAGCCUCCUGGCUACCGUGGAGACCAUGCUGGAGCAGCUGCCUGGACUGCGCUCCACUCACAGCCGCUUCUAUUGUGCCUCCAGCAGUUACUACCGGGCCACCGGCCAGCACGCUCUCUAUUACAGACAGGCCUUGCGCUACUUGGGCUGUGUACAGAUUAAGGACCUCUCAGCAGACCUUCAGCAGCAGAAGGCUGUCCCGUUGGUGCUGGCUGCGCUCCUGGGUGACGGGCUCUACAACUUUGGGCACUUGUUGACGCAUCCCAUCCUGGCAGCGUUGCAGACUGCUGAGACACAGUGGCUGGUCCAAACACUCUAUGCCUUCAACCGUGGGAGCCUCAAGGGUUUUGAUGCUCUGCGGGACUCUUGGAGCUCACAGACCGAUCUAGCCGCCAAUGAGAAGAAACUGAGAAAGAAGCUGCAGCUGCUGUGUCUAAUGGAGAUGAUCUUCACAAGACCAGCACACUGCAGACGGAUGACCUUUGAGAAGAUUGCCAUGGAAACGGAGCUGCCAAUCAGUGAGGUGGAGCUUUUGGUAAUGAAGGCGCUGUCCUGUGGAUUGGUGAAAGGCAGCAUUGAUGAGGUGGACGGUCAGGUGCACAUGACCUGGGUGCAGCCAAGGGUGAUGGACCUGCAGCAGAUCUGUGGCAUGAAGGGCUGCUUGGAGACAUGGUGCAGUGGUGUAAGGAUGACUUCUAUGCUAGUGGAGAACCAUGCUGAUGAGGUGCUGGGAUAUCAGGCAUGAACAUUGGGCAUAGUGUGAAAGCUGUAACUAUGCUACUGAGGAGCAUUUAAGACCUGCUGUCUGUUUAUAAGGAAUAAACAUCACUGGUACUUCUA